This is a messenger RNA of Melopsittacus undulatus (budgerigar), 682 nucleotides long. Its product is annotated as 5-hydroxyisourate hydrolase-like. The record is from RefSeq and is a predicted model, not a curated record. The coding region runs from base 189 to 596 and encodes 135 amino acids. Gene Ontology annotation, biological process: purine nucleobase metabolic process. Gene Ontology annotation, molecular function: hydroxyisourate hydrolase activity. The transcript is spliced from 4 exons. NCBI's taxonomy places the organism in Eukaryota, Metazoa, Chordata, Aves, Psittaciformes, Psittaculidae.
AGCCCCAGGGCUGCGGUGCUGGGUGCCGGUGGGGCUCUGGGGUGCACCUCCCAUGGGGAAGCCACCUGCUCUGGCUCUGCCCAGCCGGGGAGGAGCACCCAGUGCUACCACAGCCCCAAACUGGGGUAACCACAUCCAGAACCAGCAGCUCCGUGGGCAGAGGCUGCGGUGCCAGGAGGGGUGUGGGGAUGGAGUCCUGCAGAGUGACCCCGGCCAUGGGGCUGGGACUGAGCAGGAUGGGGGACAGCCAGGCCAGAGCCAUGAACCUGACCACACACGUACUGAACACGGCCACGGGGCUGCCGGCUGCUGGCCUUGCCCUCAGCCUGGCCCUGCUGCAGGAGCCUGGAUGGAUGGAGCUGCUGCAGAGGUGCACGGACGAGGACGGACGCUGCCAGCUCCUCCUGGCUCCAGGGCAGGCCAAGCCUGGCACCUACAAGCUGCACUUUGAGACAGCAGCAUACUGGCAGUGCCAGGGGCACGAGAGCUUCUACCCCUUUGUGGAGGUUGUCUUCACCAUCACAGACCCGGACAAGAAGCUGCACAUCCCACUGCUGAUCAGUCCCUACUCCUACACAACGUACCGGGGCAGUUAGGGGACAGGCACAGCCUUCCCCCCUCAGGGACAGAGGUUGCUGGGGGGGAAUUAUGCCACCAACAGCAUUAAAGGCUUCAAACAGCA